Messenger RNA from Melanotaenia boesemani (Boeseman's rainbowfish), 1580 nucleotides. RefSeq names its product secretory calcium-binding phosphoprotein 1 (gene scpp1). The transcript is spliced from 9 exons. Bases 270 to 1106 code for a protein of 278 amino acids. Lineage: Eukaryota; Metazoa; Chordata; Actinopteri; Atheriniformes; Melanotaeniidae. The record is from RefSeq and is a predicted model, not a curated record.
CAUCAGCGUCCCAGUGUGAGUGUGUUUUUUAGCUCACUUUCUGGGACAAAUACACCUUCAUGUGUCGUCAGGAGCGGGACAUCCGGAAGGAAGUGAUGCAAUCAUCUUAAAUGAGGUUGCAUAUAUGCUGUAGUCGUUUGAGCUGUGCAGCAUAUCUACACAUUGUGCUUUCAUUGCCUCGACAGCUUGGAUUCUCCUGCUCGCUGAUAUAAACACUUUACUUUAGGAUUACAGUGACUCUCUCCAACAAAAACCUCUGAAUCUAACAGAUGAAAAGGAUGAAGGUUGUAAUUAUAACAUUUUGCCUGAUUGGAUCCAUUUUUACAAACCCAAUUUUACACAAUGUCUUGGUUUCAAGUGAACUGGACUCUAACUCGACUGAAAGUUUGUCCAAUUCCCAGUCUUCUGAAAAUAGCUCCUCAAAGCUUCAGAGCUCUGAGGAAAGCAUCUCAAAUCAAAGUUCAGAGUCUGAAUCAUUAGAAUCCAGUUCAGAGGACAAGACCUCAGAAGAGAGUGACAGUCAGUCAGACGAGGAUGAUGGGAUGGACUCUUUGGCUGAAACCAGAGAUAACAGCAUGGGCAGUGAGGAGAAUGUCCGAAAGAACUGGGUGAGGGUGUUUGCCAGUGUUGUCAAAGACCUGAGCGCAGAAGACAACAUGAGCACAGAGGUUAAAGGUCAGGCAGACUACCUGGGCAACGAGCUGACUGAGAAACAGCCAACUCAGACUUCCACCAGCACCAAGACAGCUCAGAGUCAUGCAAACCUGCCACAGCUGAACAACCCCACAGACAGCAGCAACACGGCCAGCGACAGUGCAGACACCAGUGAUGUUACAAAUGCCAACAGUGACAGCAGUGAUAGCACCAGCAGCGAAAGCCAAGAGAGCAACGAGGCCAGCGACAGCAGUGAGGCCAGCAAAAGCACAGAGGACAGUAAUGCCAGUGAAAGCACAGAGAUGCAACAAGUCAGAGACUGUGUGAAUGGUACCCAGAGCUGUGAAAGCGAAGAGUAUUUUGUCCAGAGUAUAGGAGACGAUGCUCAUUUCUCCGUGGACAAUCUAAUGGUGCCAGAUGAGGAUGACAGGGAGUUAAGACUGAGAAGAUGAUGGCAUGCGCAAGCACAGCUUCACUUGUUCUUUGUGCGAACUAAUAAUUGAUCAGCUUGAACAAUUAAUGAUGACAGCUUUUGGCUGUAACUUCUGAAUACUGAUGUUGACAUUACACUACCUGCAGCCAAUUCUUAUGUGUGAAAAUUAAUAUGGUGAUAUAACCUAAACAUUGCUUUGAUAUUUAGAAGUUUUAAAUAAUUAAAUUUGAGGCUGGCAUAUUAUUUAAGACAUUUUACACCGUUAUACAUGUGCAGUAUUGAAAUGGCAGUAGAGGAUCUCCUAUUUAUGCAAAUUCAAUAAAUUUUGAAGAGAAAUAGUCUACUACUACUAAGUCGCCUACUCAUUGUGCUCAAAGUAAAAGCAGUGUAAGCUGAACAUUAAGCUAUAUUUUGGCGGUCAGUGUGAAGAUAUUUAUAUGAUACAUUAGUCUGGAAGGUAUGGUACACGUGAGGGGUGGGCACAAAAGCACCG